AAUUGACUGUGAUCCGCGUUUAAUAUGUCUAGACAUUAUCCUUUAUUUUAUGAUCUUUAACUUUCGCAAAGUAAGAUCGAUGUUAAAUUGCUGGAACGAAUCCGCGACAAUCGAAGACAAAUCGAUUUUACUACUCUUCAGAAAAGACAUAUUUAUCGAUGUUCUCAUAAAAUUUUAGAAGACCGUUUGUGGCGCCUGGUUGUGGUGCAAGGUCGAAGAAACUGGUACGCCGGUCGCUGUGAGGCCGCUCCGCUCGAUGUGGGUCGUCGUCUAACUGUUCUACGUACCGUUUCUCCGCCCCUGACUGUAUCCUUCAACAGCAACAGCAGCAGCAGCAGCAGCAAUAGCGAGCGAACACCUACACGAUGAUGUCCCAUGUUACGGUAAUAUUAGCGGAGAUAUGAUCGCGAUAGCGUGCGCGUCCUUCUUACGCCUCCUUCAUUAGAGACGAUUUUUCGUUGCUACUAAAAAUUGCUGAAAAUCAAUUGUCAUUAAUAUCCGAAAUUACAUUACAAAAAAUGUCGCCGAGUUUAACAAAAUAUUUUUCUAUUAUAACUAUUUUUAUAUUUUAACUAAAAUAUUUUACUCUCACGCUAUUUUUAUAUACAUUUAUAUCUGCCCGCGGCGGAGUCUCGAUUAUUCUAUUAUAUAAUUAAUAACGGUUUAUUAUCAAUUUAAUUCGUAGCUCUUAACAGACGAAGCUUCGUAAAAACGUUUGAUGGAAAGUGUAUUUUAAAUGAGGAGCAUCCGGUCGCAUUGUCCUCCGCGCGACAUCCAUUUUUUUACGCGUUUCUCAAGUAAAUACAAAUUUCCAUUGUCCUUUUAUCUUAUUGGAUACCAUGCCGGGUUUUAGCUAUCGUCUCUCCGUAAUCAUCCGCUUCCUCGUUUCUUCCUUGCCUCGCGGACGGUUGCGGCGUUCUCCUACUCUUCGGGUCAUUUGGAGCGAGAUCUUCCUCCACCGCGUGUCCUCCCGCCACCUCUUCGUCUUCCUCCUACCGUCCUGACGACAAGGCUGUUCAGUCGUCAUACGACCUUCUUCCAGGGUUACGUUCCUGCCAGUUUCCCGCGGCUCUGAUUUUUCGUCCUGGACGUGCGCUGAGAUUGCUUCCAUAGAAGCAACGAUUUUUCGACUUUGGAAUCAGCGCGAAAUUGUUACAUGCGAUUGUUACAUUCGAUCAACUGUGUUAAUUGAAAAUCGUGUGCAGAUGAAUCAGUGAAUGAUCGCAGAGGUACCAGGAAUCACGAGAAACCAAAGGGAGCCUCUAUCGGCGCCCCACUGUUUUUCUACAUAACUGAGGUGUCAUAUGUGAGAGAUGCGGAGACGCCUGUGGACGCUUCUCGCCCUUCUGACAUGCGUGUCAGGCGAGUAUCUGAUGGGCGGUCAUUUGGACAACAAUGCCGGGUCAAAGACCCGAUCCGGCAAGAUCGAGAGCUCCUCCACAUCAGGACGUAAGACACGUCUGGACGACCUUGACCUGGAUCUUACAGCGGCGGAGAGCACCGUUGCCGCUGUCGCUGCCGCUGGCGCUGAGACUUCAACCGACGAUGGUGACGUUCCACGUUACCAUAUCCCGUAUCCUUUCGCCUUCAACGGCGGCAAACCGUUCUCUCUGGAGAAGGAUCCGAUAACCGGUAAGAUCGACUUCGAGAAGGCACCGCCUGUCGUAGCUCUCAACUAUACCGGUCGUUAUCGCGAGCGAGAAGAGAGCGAAGACAGUGACAACGGGGGUGGAGAAAAGAGUGCAUACGUGGAACGGGAUAAGAAUAAGGACGGCCACGACGUUCGCCCGAACGAGAUCAAUACGUACACGCCUAACUUUCACGAUUUCCUCAAUUUGCCUGUCCAUUAUUCCUCGGACAAAUACGGAAACGACAAGUACCCGUUGAUCUCGAGCUCGUAUGCGAAUACGAAGGUGCAGAGCGGCGCCAACAGCUAUAGCACAUAUAAUCAUAGACCUUAUCAUUCGGAGAACGAUUUGUUUGUACGUCCCGUCAAGAAUCCGUAUCCACCGAUAACAAAAACGAGUACGUACAGGACUACGACUGUCAACGAUCUUAAGGCGAAAUGGACAAGCACCACGAGUCCAUCGACGACUACAACUUCCGCAUCACCGAUCACGACGAACUCAUCGCAUACUACGCUUUCUACCUCGACCAAAGCACCCGUUGUAACCACGUGGAAGCCGCCCAGUACUUCGUUCGCAUUUCACUCGAUCGAUCGUACGGAGAUCGAAAACGAGAAGAAUUUUCUGCCGAUAGAAAAGCUGCACGCUUCUGGUCACGCGGGAUUUCAUCGGAAUCCGAGCGACGGAACGACGGAGAAGGCACAGGUCGCCACUCAUUACAAGGACCAACCGAAUCUCAACAAUUUCGUUGUAUCUCACGUGAAACCUGAAACAAAACCAUCGGCGCAAAACGAAGAAUAUAAAGAAUCUUACGACGCUUACGAGUCGGACGGCGAGGGUGACGGCAACAGCGAGGAGAACGAUUACUUUUUACCCUUCGGAGAUUUAUUAAAGGAAAUUGUUACAUCGGCACCGUUUACGACCACUUCCAGCACAGCAACACCAACGACGACUACCACGAUGAUCACUACCACGAUGGUUACCACCGAUGCAUCGACGCCAGAAACCACGACGUCGACUACGAUUGCUCCUACGCGAACCGUGUCUUCGACAAUGUCCACGAGUCAAAAAGAGGUACCCGCGAAUAAACCACUGCAAUUUCCAACGAUGCAACAUCCGGUUGUUUCUUCGUCUUUGAUCAACGAUCGAAGACCGGGUCUAGCGGAGCGUUACGAUAGCAUAAUCAGUCACGGAUAUAGACCGAGUCCAAUAAUCAAGUCGGAACUAGACGGAACGGGAGGGGGAGUCGUGAUAGAGAGCACGAGCAACAUCGUGAUACCGCCGGAUCAAGAUACCGUGUCCUUCGUUCUGGGAAAUCGCCAGAAUGUCGAAGGUGGUUAUUACUCGGUUGGCACAGCCGUCGGAGAAAAUCCUUACGGCGGUUCCGAGACUGACGCUCUGUUCUGGCCGCUCUACAACGAUCCACACGAUCCCGUGAAAGAAGUUAAACACGAGCAUUCGCUCGUUUCCGUUACCGAACCGAAUUCUGAUCGCGUUACGCAAAAGUGGUGGCCGCCCACUUCCAGUCUUUUGAAAGGCAACAACGAACUCGACCUAACGAGACCUCCGAAUCCCCUUGUUGCUGCCACAGGUACGAUAGUUGACGAUACGAAGAAUCCAAGCAAAGAAAAAGAUUCCAGCUACGUUAUUUUCCCGGACGACGAAACGAAGAGCAAGGAUACCUUAACGGAGGAGCACAUCGUGAUUAUAAACGAGGCGGACGGCACCAUUCGUGAAUUACCCCCCAAGACGAUGUUGACGACAACGUCGUCGACAAUGACGAAUAAAACGAAGCUCAAUAGUCCCACGGACGAUAUCAUCGGAGAUCUGCCACAGCUGGCCGAAGAUCUGGUACCGCCCGCAGAAAAUUCCAGGCUGCCGUCCUACUACUAUCAUUACCAAUUCGAUACGUCAAGACCGAAUCACUCGAGACCGCAGAGAUUACCCUUGCCGCCGCGUAAUAAGCCACACUCAGGAGGACUGCCGGUAUCUCCGUUGGACGUGAGAAAACGUCCCUAUUCGCCAGACGCGAAGCUACCCAACAUCCUGCCACAAUUCCGUCCUAAUGCGAAAGCGUCGCACGGUCAUCGCGGCCCAGAUGUAAUAGGGACGAUGCCGGCUGGGCAAAGUGUACCUACGAGAAUUAGACAGUCAUUGCCAGCUCAUCCGUCACGAAGACCUUUGCCGCCGCCGCCGCCACCGGCGUAUCUUCAGCGGUUGAAUCCACCGCCACCCCCGAUCCAUGCGGUCAGAUUGGCUCACACGUCGACUUCGAAGGACAACGUCGUCCUGCCUCAUGAAACGGAACCAACGAUACGAAGACUUCGUCCUCCGCACGGGAUACCGACUAUAUCGCGCGGAAGCCCGGAAGAACAGUCCGCUCCGUCGAACAGACUGUUCGUUCACAGCAACGGUGGCGGCAGUGGUGGUGUUGAAGAAGGCGAAAGUAGGAAGGUGGACCGAGGUAAGAGCGAGAUCGCGGACGAACGCGAGAGCGAGAGCUCUGAAAGAUAUCCAGAGGAACCACCGAUGACACCGCCGAGACCGCCGCUCUUUCCAAAGCGUAGAACAGCGGACCCACCACGCGUCGCGACACUGCAGAUGAUACAGCAUCACGGUGAAUUCAGUGAUGAUGAUGACGAGGGUUCUCCCGCACAAUCUGUGGAAUCCGUACUCGCGCACGAAGCGGAACGCAGAAAAUCGGAUAAUCACGAUCCGUCGGAAAUACCGGAGCAGCCUGUGUAUGUCGUGUAUCCGGUCAACACCGCGGUCAACAUACAUUCAGACGAUUCCAACGAAAAGGAUGGUAGUGUCGUCGUGGGUACGCGAGGUCCUCAACGACCGCUACCGCCUGACACGCUGCUUCAGAAUGAACAGGAUGAUACACACACCGUCUACAACAACAGGCCUGUCACCCUGGACUUUCCAUAUCCGCUAGAACGACCCGACCCAUCGUCCGUCUUUCCUGUCAUUGGCGUGAAGGAGACGCCCGUAUUGAUACCUAGCGAGCAGCGACAGCAGCUGCAGCAGCAGCAGCAGCAGCAGCAGCAGGAAGCUUCCGCGAUCGCAAACGAGCGAGAGAAUGAGAAGAACGAUGCGGUGAACGUGAUACCGUAUUUGCAGGAUUUCUUGCCCUAUCGAAAGAAGAACGAGGCGGCAAUUUCCGUGACGCUGCAUCGUACGGCGUCGAUCGCGACGUCGUCAUCGAGCUCUACAUCGACCGCAUCGACGUCUACCUCGACGCCGAUCGCUUACGUUUACACGCCGACGCACGCACCAUAUCCGGCACAUCAUCUCGACGAAGAUCUUAAUAACGAUGACAAUGCUGCUACGAAUGUCGACGCGAAGCAGACGGUGCUGCUGCCUUCACAGCAACCCUCCAGUUCCUCCAGCUCAGCACCGGCACCACAAAAUUUCAUGGCUCCUUUCGUCGCCAGUAUGAGCGCCGAGACACCUAGUAAAAACGGCUGGAGCGUCGUUGUCGUCGAACCACCCGUUGGAGCGGAAAGAAAAUCGGAUAACGACAGCGAUGAGGCGAAACCUGCAGAUUCGGAGAACGAUACGCAGACCGAGAAGAACGAGUUUGACGCCGAUAAUUUUAAGCCGCAGCUCUUCGGUGGGUUUAAGCCGCUCUAUGAGUUUCCUACCGAGGACAUGGAGCAUCACGUCGCCGAUACAGACACUGAGAUAAACAUGCCCAGGCACGCCAGAAAACUGCUGCCUGUACCUGAUAAAGGAUAACUUUAAAAAUACUGGAUACACUACAUUUCGCUUCUUUUCUCUUGAGUCUUGCUCUCGGACAUUUCGCUCUCGUACUUAGUUAUUACUCUUCUCGCGUAUACGCGUAAACGAAAACGUUAGCGAAAGCGCAAACGAAAGCGAAACGUACGCGCGUAGAGAAUGAAGAGCGAAUGUCUCUGUGCGCUACUCGAUGAAAAGAUACUUCGUGGUAGAGCCAACUCAAACGGUAGAAGACUGUACUCCAUUUUCACUCCACUUAAUAUGUAAGAACGUCGCGAUAUAAAAUAAUACUUAAUUUAUUGCAUUUAAAUGAUUAGCAUUUGUUAAGUUUUGCCUUGUGGCAGCAUUAACAUCAGCUAAGUAUUGAAAUACGUAGAAAAUAUUGACGCACAUAUCAUUAAGUAUGAACGUAUCGAAAAAGUAUCGAAACGUUGAAUAAAAAUAUUAAUAUAAGUUUUUUUUACAGGCAAUACUUUUGCAAUGUUUUUGUACAAUUGUAUAUUAUAUUCAUUAAGUAUUCUUAUUGAAAAAAUCCAAAAAUUAAACUUUAUACUUCUUCACAUAAUUUCUUACAUUUACAUCAAUUUUUAAAAAUUUUGUA
Solenopsis invicta (red fire ant) is the source of this 5967-nucleotide messenger RNA. RefSeq lists its product as uncharacterized. The transcript has 2 exons. The record is from RefSeq and is a predicted model, not a curated record. NCBI's taxonomy places the organism in Eukaryota, Metazoa, Arthropoda, Insecta, Hymenoptera, Formicidae. The coding region runs from base 1314 to 5366 and encodes 1350 amino acids.